GAUCCACCCUGGCCACCAAUGGUACUAAACACGGUGUCACCAACAGCACUUGGAUACAGUAUCACCGAAGGCACUAGGCACGGAAUCACAGCGGUACUAUUACGGCACCGAAAAAAAAACGAAGCAUCAAAAGAGACGAGAUCGUCACUCUCCACAUCCUCAACGGCGAAUCUAACAGCAGCGGCCCAAUGA
Molecule: messenger RNA, 192 nt
Organism: Dentiscutata erythropus
Lineage: Eukaryota; Fungi; Glomeromycota; Glomeromycetes; Diversisporales; Gigasporaceae
Source: the annotation of a GenBank genome assembly